Messenger RNA from Myzus persicae (green peach aphid), 957 nucleotides. RefSeq lists its product as uncharacterized. Gene Ontology annotation, molecular function: zinc ion binding; nucleic acid binding. The transcript has a single exon. The coding region runs from base 1 to 957 and encodes 318 amino acids. The record is from RefSeq and is a predicted model, not a curated record. NCBI's taxonomy places the organism in Eukaryota, Metazoa, Arthropoda, Insecta, Hemiptera, Aphididae.
AUGGAAAAACAGGGCGAAGCACUGUUUUUGCUGACACAACAAGUCCAACAGCAACAUCAACAGAACCUCUACGAUGGUGGCAGGAGAGGUGCACCCACAAGAACCUCGCGAAAAAACGAAGGUAAACCAUCAGAACAAUACGAGGCGGCGGAAAAUGAUAACUUUGUUCCACAACUAGAAGCGGACCGAACCGAUGGCCCACGCGACGAUAUUGGCUGGAAAACACACCAAAAGAAAAACACAAGGCGUCCCAGAAACCCCCGAAAUGGAAAACUGGAAGAAGUACGUACCAGAAACAGAUCAGACGUCAUAAUUGUCCAAACAAAGCCAGAAAACUACUCGGAGGUUCUAAAGAAAAUUAAAAGUGGUGUAAACAUGGGGGCAAUCGGAAACAAAAUCUCCGCCAUGCGACAAACGAGAUCAGGAGGAAUACUGAUUCAAGUCUCUGGUGGGUCCCCUGCAGCUGAUGUAGUGCGAGCAGAAGUCUCAAAAAUAGUUGAAACGGACAUCUUGAUAAGAACACCCAUGCAACAAUCGCUUGUCGAGUUCCGCGGCCUAGACUCCCUCACAAAUAUUGACGAACUUGUAACAGAAAUAGUUCUAAACGCUGACACCCCGCGGGAGGCGGUAAAAGUUCUCAACAUGAGGAAAACAUAUGGCGAAACACAAUCCGCACUGGUUCUUAUGCCUUGGGAUAACGCGGCGAAAAUAACAAAAAUCGGACGUAUACGUGUAGGUAUGGUGUACUGUAGCACUAGAUUAUGCAAAAAACGGAAACGCUGUUUCCGAUGUUUAAAAUUUGGACACGAGUCUCGCACGUGUUCAGGACCAGACAAAAGCAACUGUUGCAGACGAUGUGGAGUUCCUGACCACCUAGCAGUCGAUUGUCAGGCGAGCACAGAGGACGCGGCUGACUUCAGGCGCUCCUUAACACAAGAUCCUCAACCGACAACAUGA